Molecule: messenger RNA, 1666 nt
Organism: Saccoglossus kowalevskii
Lineage: Eukaryota; Metazoa; Hemichordata; Enteropneusta; Harrimaniidae
Product: alpha-aminoadipic semialdehyde dehydrogenase-like
Molecular function (GO): aldehyde dehydrogenase (NAD+) activity
Source: RefSeq, a predicted model, not a curated record
AGAUCGUGCCUUUGCAGAGCCCCUUUACCAUGUGGCGCAUUACUAUAGGUGUUAGUAGGUCUGUUUCCAGCUUUAAACAGGCAUUGUAUUUGAGCAGAAUGGCUAGUAGUGGUACGAGUUAUUUAAUUGAAGAUAAAAAGUAUGCGUGGUUGAAAGAUCUGGGCUUAAAGAAGGAAAACGAUGGUGUUUUUCACGGGGAAUGGACAGCCAACGGACCGUAUGUAGAUACAUUCUGUCCUACCAGCGGUUUGCCGAUAGCUAGAGUGCGAGAGGGAACGGUGGCUGAUUACAAUACUGCAGUUGACAAAUGUAAAGAAGCAUGGAACGUGUGGACAGAGGUUACUGGUCCCCAUCGAGGUGAAAUUGUACGACAGAUUGGACAUGCACUCAGAGAAAAGAAACACCUCCUGGGAAAACUGGUAAGGAAAUUAUUCAUUAUUAUUCUUGAGAUUUACAGACCCGGUCAUGCUUUGAUAGAGCAGUGGAACCCACUUGGUGUUGUUGGUAUAAUCACAGCAUUCAAUUUUCCUGUAGCUGUAUACGGUUGGAAUGCUGCCAUUGCUCUGGUCUGUGGUAAUACUUGUCUCUGGAAAGGAGCUCCAUCUACACCUUUGUGUUCCAUUGCUAUAACAAGAGUAAUGGAAUCAGUUCUGGCAGCUAAUGGAUUACCAACUGCUGUGUGUUCUAUGAUCUGUGGUGGUGCUGAGAUUGGUUCUGCUAUGGCCAAGGAUGAAAGAAUUCCAUUGCUGUCUUUCACUGGUAGUACAGCGGUGGGACAAAAAGUAGGAGUUGCAGUUCAAGAAAGGUUUGGUAAAUUCAUUCUUGAAUUAGGUGGAAAUAAUGCAAUUGUAGUGUAUGAUGAAGUAUUAAAGAGGCUGAAGAAAGCAUAUGCACAGGUUAAAAUUGGAGACCCUUCAGAAGCUGGUACUCUGUAUGGUCCCAUGCAUAGUCAGCAGGGAGUGGAUUUGUACACGACAAUAGAUGAAAUCAAGAAAGCUGGUGGAUGUGUAGAAUAUGGUGGAAAUGUUAUACAAAGACCAGGAUUCUUUGUUGAACCUACAAUUGUCACUGGACUUCCACACGACUCUGAUAUUGUGAAAAGAGAGACAUUUGCUCCAAUUGUCUAUUUAGUCAAAAUAAAGAAUAUAGAAGAAGCCAUUGCAAUAAAUAAUGAAGUCAAACAAGGCUUGUCCAGCAGUUUAUUCACCAAAGAUGUAUCAAAGCUUUUUCAGUGGUUGGGACCUAAAGGUUCUGACUGUGGUCUUGUGAAUGUCAAUAUCCCAACUAGUGGAGCCGAAAUUGGUGGUGCAUUUGGUGGGGAGAAACAUACUGGUGGUGGCAGAGAAUCUGGCAGUGAUUCAUGGAAGCAAUAUAUGCGAAGAUCCACUUGCACUAUCAACUACAGUAAGGAUCUGCCACUUGCACAGGGCAUCAAGUUUGAAUGAUAACUUUAAAAUAUACUUUUUCACAUAUAGUUUCUCAAGUGCACUGUUUACAUGUGUGCACGCAAUGGUGUGAAUGAACUUUAACCUGUGUUUCAAACAAAAUGCAUUUUUCAUCUUCAUCUCAGAAAUUAAAAUUCACAAAACCUGAUAAUAAUUUGUGAUUAUUACAAUAUUGUGUUUCGAACAAACUGCUGAAUAAAUAUAUAUAUAUAUAAAUGAUA